Molecule: messenger RNA, 1489 nt
Organism: Leguminivora glycinivorella
Lineage: Eukaryota; Metazoa; Arthropoda; Insecta; Lepidoptera; Tortricidae
Product: arginine kinase Lit v 2.0101
Exons: 2
Coding region: 1-1377 (458 amino acids)
Biological process (GO): phosphocreatine biosynthetic process
Molecular function (GO): creatine kinase activity
Source: RefSeq, a predicted model, not a curated record
AUGCUGCCAGAGGACCAGGUUUCUUCAAGAAGAGUUCUGGAUAUACCCGAAGCAUUGGAAACGCUCGAGCGGUGCUAUCGUUUGCUGGCUUCUGCUCGACCCGCGCGCACUCCACUCUCGGCUUCCUCUAACAGAGCUACACCACCACUGGUAUUGGGCAGAUUUCUCAAAAGACCCGUAUUUGACGCACUCAGGUAUAGAGUAACAAAACUAGAUCACGAUUUAUUCGACGUCAUUUGGCCGGCAGUCAAAAAACUACCAGACAAUCGGAACGUCGUUCAAACAGUAGAAGAAGAUUUUCCGGGAGGAGUGACGGCCCCUGACUAUUAUGUCUACGAAGUAUUUCAUGAAUUUUUGACCCCCUUAGUUAAAGACUUACACAAUAUCAAUGUGCACUCUGAUUUGCCACUGCAUCCACCUUCUGAUUUUGUGACGCAUCAAAGACCACAAACGAAGUCCUCCUCUUCGUCAUCUGAGCCACUAGUCGAAUUAAACAUAGACCCUAAUGAUGAGUUCGUGCUAUCGGGCACAAUAGAAUGUACAAGAAACCUACAAGGAUUCGAGUUACCCAUCAAUUUGAAAAUCGGUAAGCUGGAAACUAUAGAACGAAUCAUAACCACAAUCCUGAUGAAAGAAGAUUUUGCUAAAAUUACCGCACAAUCUAAUCCCGAGUCUGACCAAAAGGGAGGAACAUACUACACAUUGAAUGAAGUGUUGGAAAAACCAUCGGAAAUAUCAGCAACCUUGGCAUCUGCUGGGUUACUUAUCGCACUUUGUGACAGAGAAGAAAUCGAUGACUAUACCCGUUUGCAUGGAAAACACUGGCCUUAUGGUCGUGGAGUUUACAUCAGUGAUGACAAAACUCUAGCUAUCUGGAUAAACGUACACGACCAUAUACGGGUAAUGACGUCUACACCUGUAGAAUCACCUGGAGAGGUGGGGCUCCCGUUUAGCAAAAUGUUUACGAUCAUGGCAUACCUUCAUGAGAAAAUUGAUUUCGUAUUUGAUUAUAAACUUGGCCAUUUGUCCAGCAGACCAACAUUUUUGGGAUCGGGCAUCCGUUUCAGUCUAAUAGUAAAUUUUCCUGGCCUGACAAAAGAUCCUGAUAACAUGAAGCAUCUAUGUGCUAUGAGAGGUUUACAGUAUAGAGAGACUUUAAGUCCAGAUAUAGCCAGAAUCAGCAACUAUCAGUGUCUUAGUGUUACCGAGUCGAACUGCUUCAACGAUUUUACUACAGCAGCUUCAAAUUUAUUACACUUGGAGAAAGAUUUAUCGAUGCAAAACUCAGCGCACAUCGCUACAAUGCUGUCCAAUAUUUUCCGUCGGAAGAGAAGUAGUCUGACCGGCGCGGACACGUCCGACUACGAGAAGCCAUAAAAAAUUUAAUGAAUAAGUUUGUAGAUUAGAAACUUUAGAAUUUACUUUAUAAUGAUUAUAAUCGAAUGUUGGAAAGAUGUAGGUGCAGAUUGUCGUCGGAGUGGGAUCACCG